Molecule: messenger RNA, 1779 nt
Organism: Malania oleifera
Lineage: Eukaryota; Viridiplantae; Streptophyta; Magnoliopsida; Santalales; Ximeniaceae
Product: calcineurin B-like protein 4
Exons: 10
Coding region: 729-1286 (185 amino acids)
Biological process (GO): calcium-mediated signaling
Molecular function (GO): kinase binding; calcium ion binding
Source: RefSeq, a predicted model, not a curated record
AUCAUUACAUGUAAGUGAUCAACAUUUACAAGUAUAUGAACACACCAGGAAGAGACAAUGGUGACAGCUGCGAUGAGAGGGAGUUCAAGGGGUAGCCACAACCACUGUAACCCUAAAUGCAGCCAACCUAGAAGCCCAAACCGUCGAGCGGAAAGCGAAAACUUUGAAAGCUGUGGCUUUGAAGGAGACAGACAAAAGUUUAACAAGGCAGAAAGCGAAGAUGAAAAUGGUAGUAUACUUGCAUUGAUCCCUUCAUAAGAAAGAAACAUCUAAUAAAAAUAAACCAAAGGGAGCACAAAGCUGGAAACUGAGAAAGCUAGGAUCUUUCAAUGUUCCAGAAAGAACAUUUUGCAUAAGAAGAAGAAGAAGAAGAAGAAGAAGAAGCUGCAAAUCCCAAUCAGAGUCUUCCCAAUUUUCAUUUGCAGUUUUUGAAACAGUGAGGGGAUUUUUGUUGCUCGGUGAAGCUGGGACAUGCGAUCAAACCAAAGAAACACAAACAUCAUAAUUACAGCUCUGUACGAGGCAUUUUCAUGGAAGAGGCUUGUUUUGUUGAACAUUUCAAAGGUUUGGCUUUAACAGCAGCAGCACGACUAGCAUGACACCCGGGAGUCACUAAAAGGGUGUGAGUUUUUCUAAUAGCAUUUUUGGGCUGCAUUUCGUCGAAGAAAGCUAGAAAGGCACCCGGGUACGAGGAGCCUACUGUCCUUGCUGCUGAAACUCCUUUUACAAUGAGUGAAAUAGAAGUCCUAUAUAAGCUAUUUAACAAACUAAGCAGAUCAAUAAUAAAUGAUGGGCUUAUUCACAAGGAAGAAUUCCAGCUUGCACUUUUCAGGAACAGAAUUAAGAGGAAUUUCUUCGCUGACCGGAUAUUUGAUUUGUUUGAUAUCAAGCGAAAUGGGGUUAUCGAGUUUGGAGAAUUCGUUCGAUCAUUGGGCGUCUUUCACCCAAAUGCACCUAUAGGAGACAAAAUUUCAUUUGCAUUCAGAUUGUAUGAUCCAAGGCAGACUGGAUAUAUAGAGCAAGAAGAAUUGAGGAAGAUGGUUUUGGCGCUUUUACAUGAAUCGGAUCUGAUAUUAUCAGAUGAUGAUGUUAAAACAAUUGUGGAUAAGACAUUUACCGAAGCAGAUACGAAGGGCGAUGGAGUGAUUGAUCAAGAAGAGUGGAAGGAAUACGUGUCGAAGAAUCCGUCGCUGAUCAAGAACAUGACCCUUCCCUAUUUAAAGGACAUGACUUUUGCAUUUCCCAGUUUCUUGUUAAGUGCUGAAGUUGAAGAUUCAGAAAUAUAGACAUUAAAAUAUGUGAAGGGUCAAAAGUUUCUCUUGCUGGUGAACAUUUUGAAUCAUGGUCUCGGUGAUUGCCCACAAGUUGCACUCUCCUGUCUUCAAUUUCUUCUUCUUUAGACUAGGGGUGGGGAAGCGGAUUAGAUGUGCAUAGAGUUGGCAAAGUGUACGAUCAUGGGGUUCCAAUCCUUUUUUUAUGUUUUGCAGCACUGAAGAUUUGUGUGUAUAGUGUCGAGUGUAAAUUUUGCAAUACCAGUGGUUUCUCAUAAAGGAACCAUGGACUGUUCUGCUUUUGUUUUGUUUUUUUUUGUUUUAUUUUUUCUCGAAAAAGAAGAGAAAAGAAAUAGAAAAGAUGGUUUAAAUCUUAGGGAUUGUAUCGGGAUCCAAUCCAUUGAGUGGUACGAAAAUGAUUUAAGUCUCAAUCUUGUGAGAUGUCUUUAAUAAGACAAAAUCAUCAAACACGAUGGUUAAUAGUGGACAAGAUUCAGACCAUUAAGUU